This is a messenger RNA of Mytilus californianus (California mussel), 3576 nucleotides long. RefSeq lists its product as uncharacterized. The record is from RefSeq and is a predicted model, not a curated record. Lineage: Eukaryota; Metazoa; Mollusca; Bivalvia; Mytilida; Mytilidae. The transcript is spliced from 2 exons. Bases 405 to 3245 code for a protein of 946 amino acids. Gene Ontology annotation, molecular function: protein binding.
GUAGCUGUGUUGUGGUGACAUCAAAUUUAGGAUUUGGAAAGACCGCCACCAUCCGACAUAUCGCAAUACAAUUUAAACUGAAAGGAUUUGAAAUUGUUUCCGUAGAGUCGCCAGAGGAUAUAAUCAAAUACAAAACAAAUGAAAAACAAGUGUUUCUUAUUGAUGAUGUCCUUGGUAAAUACGAUUUGAAUCAGACCCUGUUGGAUAACUGGGAAAGAAUAAACGAAAAGCUAAUAAGCAGCAUUGACACAGGACAAGGUUCAACAAAAAUAUUGUGCACACUAAGAUUAAAAAUAUCGCUUCAUCAAAGAUUUAAAAAUGCAACCACAAUUUUAAACAAAGUAGUCAUAGAUUUAGAACAAGAGACUAUCGCUCUUUCAAAAGAGGAAAAGCAGAAAAUAUUAAUGAAACAUCUUAGUACAAGUACUUUAGAAACUGAAAUUGAAGCAGAGGAGGUUGAUUUAAUGUGUGAAACGAGUUAUGCAUUUCCUCUUCUCUGCAAGUUAGUUUCAAACAAUGAGGAAAGAUUCAGAAAAAGAACCACAUUCUUUAGGCAACCAUUAUCACUUAUAAAUGAGGAACUUGAUAAAAUGAGUAAUGAAAAUAAGAAUUUAUAUUGCAUUUUGCUGCUAUGUAUGAUGUUUAAUGGUUUAUUUAGUAGAGACAUGUUUGACAUUGACUCAAAUGAAUGUGAUAAGAAAAUAUACAAAAUGACGCAAACUUGCGGACUUCAAAGAAACAUUUCUAAGAAUGAACUUGAGAAUGGCGCCCUUUCUGCUUUAAAAUCUUAUUUCAUAAAGGACAGUUACAAUUCCCGGUUAAUUCACAAUGUUAUUGAACAAACUGUCGGUUGGCAUUUCUGUACUAUGAAUCCAAAAGGAAUAUUCGAAAAUGCAUUAGCAAACGCAGAACUGAAACUGAAACAUCGGCAAGACGUAUACCAGGAUUGUGAAAAGGAAAAAGAUCAGAUAGAACAUGAUUGCUCAGUUGACUCGAUAGGAAAUCUUCCAAAAAACAUCGCAGAUUCGAAUGCAACUUUGGUUGAAACAUGGAUAAAAGAUGAUGAAAGUUUUUAUGAGACACCGGGAUCAGAACUUGUUUAUGAUAAAAUGAAGGAUUGUAGCUGUAUUAUGGUGACGUCAAAUUCAGGUUUAGGAAAGACUGCUAUUAUCCGACAUAUCGCAUUAAAAUUUAAACAUGAAGGAUUUGAAAUUGUUCCCGUAGAGUCGCCAGAGGAUAUAAUCAAAUACAAAACAAAUGAAAAACAUAUUUUUCUUAUUGAUGAUGUUCUUGGUAAAUACAACUUAAGUCCGACCCUGUUGGACAUAUGGGAAAAAAUCAACGAAAAACUUAUUACCUACUUUGAAAACACGGGAAUAGGUUCAAAAAAAUUAUUGUGCACACUGAGAUUACAAAUAGCACUCCAUACAAGAUUUAAAAAAGCAUCGACAAUUUUAAACAAAGAGGUCAUAAAUUUAGAGUGCGAGCCUUAUGUUCUUUCAAAAGAAGAAAAGCAAAACAUACUAUUGAAACACCUUCGGAGAAGUAAUCUAGAAGGAACAUUUGAAAAAGAUGAGGUCGACAUAAUGUGUGAAACGAAUAAUGCAUUUCCUCUUCUGUGCAAAUUAGUUUCAAAUAAUGAAGAACGAUUCAAAAAAAGAAUUACAUUCUUUAGGCAACCAUUACCACUUUUAAAGGAGGAACUUAAUAAAAUGAGUAAUGAAAAUAAACAGUUAUAUUGCAUUUUGGUGCUAUGUAUGUUGUUUAACGGUUCAUUUAGUAGAAAUAUGUUUGACUUUGACUCAGAUGAAUGUGAUAAGAAAAUAAACAAAAUAAUGCAAACUUGUGGACUUCCAAGAAAUAUGUCUAAGAGAGAACUUGGUGAUAGCGCCCUUUCUGCUUUAAGUUCGUAUUUCACAAUGGACAGUUACAGUUUCCGAUUUAUUCACGAUGCUCUUGAAGAGACUGUCAGUUGUCAUUUCUGUACUUUGAAUCCCAAAGAAAUGUUUACAGACUGUAAUAUCUUGUUUAUAAGAGAUCGAGUAAGAGUUUAUUCUAAUGAAAACAUAGAUGAAAAUGUUGGUGAAAAUAUUGUGAUUAUUCAAGAAGAUGAAUUGAACGAGGAUCAUCUUAGACCGUUAUAUAAUAGGUUGGGGACUGAAAUAAACAGUGGCAGAUUUUCAAGUUUGUUGAUGAGUCAGCUUUUAAAGAAUAGAAACUUUGUCCAUACGUUUGUAACCCAUUUAGAAAAAAACAAGAGCAUACUUGGAUCAAAACAACCCUUUUCUAAGAUUAGUUCGGAGCGGAGAAAUAGCUUCCAUCCGUCUAUUUUUCAGAUGUUUUUUAAGACUGUAUCAAAUGAUAAAUUUCGUGAUAACAAAGAUGCCAUUAGUCGAGUUUUAGAGGCUAAAGUCAACAGAAGUACACUUAUGGACUGGAUAGUUGCCUUCGGCUGUUAUGAAUUCUUUCAAUUUGCUUGGAGCUCGAUUACAACCUCAGAGCAGAAAUGUAUUCUCGGUAGAGGUUAUAUGUCUAAGUCCUUCUUUCCUUUAGCUGUUCUGGGUGGUAGCUUAGAUAUUGUAAAAGAAUUAAUUCGUACUGGAGCAGACGUAAACUGUUUCUCCGAGUUUUGGGAAACACCUUUAUAUAUAGCAAUUAAGUCGGGUCACUGUGAUAUUGCAGGCUUGCUUUUACGCAAAGGAGCACAUGUAAAUCUUCGAGGAUGGUUUGACAUGAAGAUCCCAAUUUUAGUCACUACAAACAAUCAUCCAUUAACCAGUUUGAUUCUUCAAUAUGAUUUAAACCAGACCAAACUUCAUAAAGCAGUCCGACAUAACGAUCUACAUAUUUUGAGAUCAAAUAUUUCAUCCGAGAUUAUUGAUUAUAAAACAAAGAGCGGAUGGACAGUCCUACAUUACGCCGUAUUAUUAAAUAAUUUUGAAGCUGUUAAGGUUUUAUUCCAAGACGAAUUGCCUCAGAAAGAUGAGUCCCAUUUUGACUGUUUGCAAGUUGAUCAAAGAGAAUAUGUAUGUAGAAAGCCGACACCUAAAGUAAGCAUAGCUGACAAUAACGGGCUUACUGCUGUACAUCUUGCAGUAAUAAACAAUGGUAUCGAUAUACUAUCUCUUCUACUUCGUAAUAAAGCUAGCGUAAAGGCUCGUGAUAAUCUCGGUAGAACCCCAUUACAUUACACAACUAGUGAAAGUGCAAAAAGAUUAUUGCUCACUUAUAACACUCAAAACUAGUGUUGCAAACUAACUAUCAUUAUAACCGAAACACAGAUAAGAGGAGAGAGUACGCAAAAAUACUUACAUCUGCUUUCAUGACCAUAUGUUUUCAUAUUACUCUACAAACUGGGUUCAGAAAUGUUUGUCUUGACUGUGUAAACACAUACCAGACAGUGAGAGUAAUACACCAUUACAUUCUGUUAUGAACAGGUGUCUUAUACAAAACGAAACUAGUGAUUGCAUAGAAACAUUGUAAGAGAAUGGAGUUAAAUCGAUAUUUAUUUAAUGACAUGUACAUUUUAGCAUUUGAGUUAAUUUUGUCUUCCCGUGGAAAGACAUUUUGAUUUUG